Messenger RNA from Oncorhynchus masou masou (cherry salmon), 2449 nucleotides. RefSeq names its product paired box protein Pax-3-like. The transcript has 9 exons. The record is from RefSeq and is a predicted model, not a curated record. Lineage: Eukaryota; Metazoa; Chordata; Actinopteri; Salmoniformes; Salmonidae. Bases 373 to 1851 code for a protein of 492 amino acids. Gene Ontology annotation, biological process: regulation of transcription by RNA polymerase II; anatomical structure development. Gene Ontology annotation, molecular function: RNA polymerase II cis-regulatory region sequence-specific DNA binding; DNA-binding transcription factor activity, RNA polymerase II-specific.
CCUCGCCCUGAACGUCUGUCAACAACAACAGCGACAACAUCACUUGCAUGAUUAUUGAUGACAUCACAGAUUCCACACGUAUCCAAGUGCUCUAGACUGGUAAAACAUCAAGGCAUAGGCGCACUCUUCAGAAGUCUACCUCCAGUUUUUCUUGGUUUGGUAACUUGGGCUUUUUUUUGUCGGGAGUUUUUUUCUGCCAGGACGCUGGUUCUUGUCUAGUCCAGUGGAUAUCCUAUCAAGGCUAACCUUCCACGAACUGGAAUACAGUGCAUUUUUACUCAUAAUUUCACCCACUGGUCAAGCUCCAUCGUCGGCAGCUCCCGGUUCUCUUCUCUGGCGGGAGGUUAGCAGAAGGCAUAGGGUUGUGGAGGUAUGACUGCGUUGGCUGGGGCAAUACCAAGGAUGAUGCGCCCCAUGCUGGCGCAGAACUACCCCCACAGUGGCUUCCCACUGGAAGUCUCAACCCCGUUAGGCCAAGGCAGAAUGAACCAGCUCGGGGGAGUUUUCAUAAAUGGCAGACCUUUGCCCAACCAUAUCCGCCAUAAGAUCGUCGAAAUGGCCCACCAAGGCAUCAGGCCAUGCGUAAUCUCCCGUCAGCUCCGCGUCUCUCACGGUUGCGUUUCUAAAAUCCUCUGCCGAUACCAAGAGACCGGCUCUAUUCGGCCCGGGGCCAUCGGGGGAAGCAAACCCAAGCAGGGGACGACGCCUGAUGUUGAGAAGAGAAUAGAGGAGUACAAGCGGGACAACCCGGGUAUGUUUAGCUGGGAGAUUCGGGAUAAAUUACUGAUGGAUGGGAUAUGUGACCGGAACACCGUUCCAUCAGUGAGCUCUAUCAGUCGCAUCAUGAGGAGUAAAUUCGGAGGGAAUGGAGAUGACGAUGAUGAUGAAGAUGAAAUUGAGAAAAAGGAAUUAGAAGAACACGAACGGCGGGCCAAACACAGCAUCGAGGGCAUCUUAGGAGACCGAUCGAGCCACUCAGAUGAGGGGUCGGACGUGGAGUCUGAACCAGACCUGCCUCUGAAGAGGAAGCAGCGCCGCAGUAGAACCACCUUCACUGCCGAACAGCUGGAUGAGCUGGAGAGAGCCUUUGAACGAACACACUACCCUGACAUCUACACCAGGGAAGAGCUGGCUCAGAGGGCCAAACUCACAGAGGCCAGAGUUCAGGUGUGGUUCAGUAACAGAAGAGCCCGGUGGAGGAAGCAGGCUGGAGCUAGUCAGCUCAUGGCCUUCAAUCACCUGAUCCCUGGGGGCUUCCCGCCCUCUGCCAUGUCCAGUCUCUCACCUUAUCAGCUGUCUGACAGCCCGUAUCCCCCUACAUCCAUAUCACAAGUGGUGUCGGAGCAGGCCAGCACGCUGCACCGGCCCCAGCCCCUGCCCCCGUCCUCAGGCCACCACCAGAGCUCAGGAGGGGGAGGACAGGAUGGGGGGUCUGCCUACUGCCUGGCCUCUGGACGCCACAGCUUCUCAGGCUACUCCGACAGCUUCGUCACGUCAGGAGGCCCUCCCAUGAACCCUGCCAUCAGCAAUGGCCUCUCUUCACAGGUGAUGGGUCUGUUGAACCCAGGUGGGGUGCCCCACCAGCCCCAGAGUGACUAUGCCCUCUCCCCCCUGACAGGAGGCCUGGAGCCCCCUGGGGGCAUGGGGGCCAGCUGCUCCCAGCGUCUGGAGCACAUCAAGGGUCUGGAGGGCCUGUCCAGUGUCCCCAACAUCCCCAGUCUCCCCUCGCUGCCCAACUCCCAGUCCUACUGCCCGUCCUCCUACAGCGCUCCUGCCUACAGCGUGGACCCUGUGGCCUCCUACCAGUAUGGGCAGUACCACGGACAAAGUAAGGUGCCCUUCAUUAUCUGAGACCUGAGAUCACCUGAGGUUCUGCCCCUCUAAGUGUCCCCCCACCACCUCCACCUCUGGCCCAACCCAGUCUCCACCUCCGGCCCAGCCCAGUCUCCACCUCUGGCCCAACCCAGUCUCCACCUCUGACCCAAUCCAGUCUCCACCUCUGACCCAACCCAGUCUCCACCUCUGACCCAGCCCAGUCUCCACCUCUGGCCCAACCCAGUCUCCACCUCUGACCCAGCCCAGUCUCCACCUCUGGCCCAACCCAGUCUCCACCUCUGGCCCAACCCAGUCUCCACCUCUGACCCAGCCCAGUCUCCACCUCUGACCCAGCCCAGUCUCCACCUCUGACCCAACCCAGUCUCCACCUCUGACCCAGCCCAGUCUCCACCUCUGGCCCAACCCAGUCUCCACCUCUGGCCCAACCCAGUCUCCACCUCUGGCCCAACCCAGUCUCCACCUCUGACCCAACCCAGUCUCCACCUCUGACCCAGCCCAGUCUCCACCUCUGGCCCAACCCAGUCUCCACCUCUGACCCAGCCCAGUCUCCACCUCUGGCCCAACCCAGUCUCCACCUCUGGCCCAACCCAGUCUCCACCUCUGACCCAGCCCA